Messenger RNA from Drosophila rhopaloa, 1388 nucleotides. RefSeq names its product retinol dehydrogenase 13 (gene Rdh1). The record is from RefSeq and is a predicted model, not a curated record. Bases 77 to 1123 code for a protein of 348 amino acids. The transcript is spliced from 5 exons. Lineage: Eukaryota; Metazoa; Arthropoda; Insecta; Diptera; Drosophilidae.
ACUGUUUUGCUCGCAUUCUACUUGGCAAUUCACAGCUGACAGCACCAUCACAGGAACGAAAUUAAAAAUAUUCAAAAUGUGCAUUUUCAUCGAUUGUUUAUUAAGCCCCUUGAUACUGUGGCCAGCUAUCACAGGCGUGUCUGUCUACCUCUUGAAGGAAUACAUGCAGGGCGGCAAGUUCACAAAGGAGACUGAUGAAACCGGAAAGGUGUUUAUUGUCACGGGAGCCAACACCGGUAUUGGCAAAGAGACUGCUCUGGAGAUCGCCAGAAGAGGGGGAACAGUGUACAUGGCUUGCAGGGAUAUGAGCCGAUGUGAUAGGGCCCGCAAGGAAAUCAUCAAAGAGACGAAUAAUCAGAAUAUUUUCUCUCGGGAGCUGGAUUUGAGCUCCAUGGAGUCCAUUCGUCAAUUUGUAGCUGGCUUCAAAAAAGAGCAGGACAGGCUACAUGUUCUAGUCAACAAUGCCGGUGUGAUGCGCUGUCCCAAGAUGUUAACCAAGGAUGGUUUCGAAAUGCAAUUGGGUGUUAACCACAUUGGCCACUUCUUGCUUACCAAUUUGCUGCUCGAUUUGCUGAAGAAAUCGGCUCCCAGUCGCGUUGUCGUCGUGUCCAGUUUGGCCCAUACCCGUGGUGCUAUUAAUGUGGCUGACUUAAACAGCGAGAAGUCCUAUGAUGAGGGCCUAGCCUACAGCCAAAGCAAGUUGGCAAACGUCCUAUUUACCCGAGAAUUGGCCAAGCGCUUAGACGGUAGUGGCGUCACAGUCAAUUCCCUUCAUCCUGGUGUCGUGGACACAGAGCUGGCGCGGAACUGGGCCUUCUUCCAGUCUAACUUGGUGAAAUAUUUCAUCAAGCCCAUGAUUUGGCCGCUUUUGAAGACGCCUAAAAGUGGAGCACAGACUUCCAUUUAUGCUGCCCUGGAUCCGGAACUACAGACGGUCACUGGCUUGUACUUUAGCGACUGCAAGCCCAAGGAUGUCGCUGCUGCAGCCUUGGAUGAUGCUGUUGGAAAGUUCCUGUGGGCUGAAAGUGAGAAGUGGACGGGUUUGAAUGUACCAAAAGUGCUAGCAACCAAGGAUACCGAAAAUAAAUCCAAGGAUGAGUCACCUUUAGCUAAAAAUGAUUAACCGAAAGUCAGAAUUCAAAGACGAUGUUAAGAAACCAAAGAUCGUGGGUCAACCUGAAACUUAGCAAUAAGAGAACACGGCUCCUGUGAAGUAACUGAAGACCGAGCAAUUAUAUAUAUAUAAAGUGUAAAUAAUAUAUAAAUAUAUAAUAGAAAGAUAUAAAACAGACCGAUCAGGGUUAGAACAAGCGGUUUAUUCAAUUGUAAUACUAGCUUUUUCACGAAUAUGUUGUAUUAAUAUAUUUUCCUAUUUUCGCUUUUAAAAA